AUGUUGUUCACAGCAGUGACUCUUGCUCUUUUGGGCCAAGCUUUGGCUGGCCCGGUCGAUCUUGAAGAACGCCAGAGCAGCUGUCCCAAUAUCCAUGUCUUUGGUGCCCGUGAAACCACCGCACCCGCUGGCUAUGGUUCGUCGUCGACCGUUGUCAAUCUGAUCCUCAACGCCUACCCAGGCUCCACCUCCGAGGCAAUCAGCUACCCUGCUUGUGGAGGUCAGUCUUCCUGCGGCGGAGUCAGCUAUGGCAACUCGGUGGUUGCCGGAAUCAACGCCGUCGCGAGCGCCGUGAACUCUUUCAAUCAGAGAUGUCCAAGCACUCAACUGGUCCUUGUCGGAUACUCUCAGGGCGGUCAAAUCAUGGAUAACGCCCUCUGCGGAGGUGGAGAUCCAAACCAAGGUUACUCCAACACGGCCGUUCCGCUGUCUGCAUCGGCCGUCAACAUGAUCAAAGCGGCCAUCUUUAUGGGCGAUCCUCGCUAUAUCGCGGGUUUGCCGUACAAUGUCGGCACAUGCAGAGCGGGUGGUUUUGACCCUCGUCCUGCUGGCUUUAGCUGCCCAUCUGCAAGCAAGAUCCAGUCGUACUGCGAUGCUGCCGAUCCAUACUGUUGCAACGGAAACGAUGCCAACACUCAUCAAGGCUACGGCACCGAGUACGGACAGGCCGCUCUUACCUUUGUCAAGAGCAAGCUUAGCUCGAGCGGCUCGGGAGGUGGUUCGGGAGGAGGCUCAGGAGGUUCUGGAGGCUCGGGCGGCUCCGGUGGAACUGUUGCCCAUUACGGUCAGUGUGGAGGUCAAGGAUGGACUGGCGCCACCUCCUGCCAGAGUCCCUAUACCUGUAAGGUGGUCAGCCAGUGGUACUCUCAGUGCCUGUGA
Aspergillus lentulus is the source of this 879-nucleotide messenger RNA. RefSeq names its product putative acetyl xylan esterase (Axe1). Gene Ontology annotation, cellular component: extracellular region. Gene Ontology annotation, molecular function: cellulose binding; hydrolase activity. Gene Ontology annotation, biological process: carbohydrate metabolic process. NCBI's taxonomy places the organism in Eukaryota, Fungi, Ascomycota, Eurotiomycetes, Eurotiales, Aspergillaceae. The record is from RefSeq and is a predicted model, not a curated record.